Molecule: messenger RNA, 1424 nt
Organism: Canariomyces notabilis
Lineage: Eukaryota; Fungi; Ascomycota; Sordariomycetes; Sordariales; Chaetomiaceae
Product: HLH-domain-containing protein
Exons: 2
Coding region: 122-1153 (343 amino acids)
Molecular function (GO): protein dimerization activity
Source: RefSeq, a predicted model, not a curated record
CACCACAUGCUUCAGCACCAAAAACAUAACGCCACUGAGCCCUCUGUUUUGCACCAUCAUUUGCCACACCAGUCACCAGACACUUCAACCCAUAGCACCGCCAUCCGUGGCCGACAACAUUAUGCCAGGUACAACCAUUGACCCGUUGAUGAUGUCUCUUGACUCAUUCACCACAUUGCCCUUCGAUGCUACCCAGCUUCAAUCAUACUCGGACUUUUCGCCUAUCUCUCUCUUUGACCACACCGACGAGUUCACAACCGACUUCACCUCUGACUCGGCGGCUUCACCCGCCUCGCCACUUUCACCGGCGCUAUCGGCCAAAUCAUUCGGUUUCCAAGCAGCGGACAGUUGGGCUGCUUGGGACACGGCGGAACUCUCCCCUGAACCUGACGGAUUGUUUGGCUGCCAGCCGUUUGACGGCUCGGCGUUAGCCUCGCCGAAGGCUUCGCCAUCAAGCCCCGCGAUUAACCCCGUGGACCUAGCCGCGCCCUCAGUCAACUGUCAACCCCUUUACCAGUCACCACAAGUGAUGAUGGCCGCCAUGUCAAGCCAGCAGCAGCAACCAGCCCCUCUCACAACAACAACAACCCGGCCCACAACAACCGACCUCACUGCGAAGCGCUACCCCUCCCGGACAACCAAGCUUAAGCCAUCCAGCUCCUCGUCAGACGAUGAAGCACCCGCCGCCAAGACGAUGUCAGCGUCAGUACCAGCAGCACCAGGCACAUCAACCCGACGACCGCCGUCCAACUCCGCCCAAACAUCAAAGCAAAAGGACCCGCUCGCGCCCAAAAAGACGGCGCACAACAUGAUCGAAAAGCGCUACCGCACCAACCUCAACGACAAGAUCAUGCAGCUGCGCGACGCCGUGCCCGCGCUGCGUGCCAUGCAGCGUGCCAACGGCGACGGCAGCACUGUCGAGGACGAUGGCGGCAACAGCGGCGAGGACCAGCACCCGCCGUUGUCGCCCGUCCACGGCCACCACCCCAAGCUGAACAAGGCUACCAUCCUGAGCAAAGCAACCGAGUACAUCCUGCAGCUGGAGCGGAGGAAUCAUGGGCUGGAGACGGAGAACAGCGCGCUUAGAGGACGCAUGGAGGGGUUGGAGAUGAUGUUGAUGGGUCGGGGGGGCUUGGCGGGGGGUUGGAGUUGAUUUUGAGUGGAAUUUGACUCGGCUGCUGCCGGUUUGGGGGGAUUCGGACGGAAAAGGCGUUACGGUUACGGUAGUUGGGUGUGGUUGGGUGAUGGGAUGGCAACUUGCAGGGACUGUUCGGUUAUAGUAGUGAUGACGAUACCGCCUCCUGCGAUACAGCGGCUGCUGGGUUUUGUUGUUUGUGGGAAUGGUUUCCAUCGAGUGGCGUUCAGGGAUACUACUGCUUGUGUAUGAGGUAGUGCUGGGGCGUACAGGUGGUAGACGCAGGGCU